AUGGCUCCCGAGUCUUCGAUGCAGGUAACUGCUUAUCUAUCAAGAAAUCUGGGAAUCUUCGUAGGAGAGGACCGCACUAUCACGUAUUUGCGGUUUCUGAGUGGACGUGCUGCCACGCACUCCUUCUCACACACUCUCCCUAGUCGCUCCGGCAACCACUCCGCAACGCAAUCGACGUUCGCCUCCCCCUGUACAAAAUCCGGCAUCGACUCGGGCUUCGUCCCCAUCCCCGCCAACAGCACCCUCUUUGGCCAAUGGACUUUCACUGUCGACAAUUCCUCUACGCCGCUGUGGUUUUUCUGCGCACAGGCGGGUCAUUGUGAGAAGGGCAUGGUCUUUGCGGUUAAUCCCACCCAGGACAAGAGUUUUCAGGCAUUUUUGGCUAAUGCGCAGGGAAACGAGACGGGUGCUUCCAGUGCGGGUGGUUCUUCCACGAUCGGUGCGAGCGCGUCUGGGGUGGUUUCGACUACUGCGGGGGCCGCGGCUUCUGCUUCAAGUAGUACCAACGGUGCUGCUGCCUCUAGCACCGCCAAUGCUAAUACCACCAGCAACGGCGCCGUUCCCAGUCUGCGCAUACAUCGUGUCGUACUCACAAUAGUGGCUCUGGCUUUUGGCACCCUUCUUUAG
Molecule: messenger RNA, 627 nt
Organism: Desarmillaria tabescens
Lineage: Eukaryota; Fungi; Basidiomycota; Agaricomycetes; Agaricales; Physalacriaceae
Exons: 3
Coding region: 1-627 (208 amino acids)
Source: RefSeq, a predicted model, not a curated record